AUGACAGAAAGGGCCCGUAAAGCUGGAUUUCGCCUUUCGACGGUUGCAGAUGCCUUUGCCUAUCAGCCUUUGUCAAAAUCCAACAGUUCAGAUUCGGAUACACUAAACGUAACAAGCCGAGCGAGACUCUUCUCUCGAUCAUCAUUAUCGGCAUCUAACGAGAAAGCUUUCGCACUCCGCGAUGACAAGCGGGAAUCGGGUCCGGUCACAUCAGAGUUGGUUUCUGCAUCACGAGAUCUUCUUUUUGCCGUAGCAACUGCUCUUAUACUGGCAGACAAGAUUGUUAUGAAACGAAUUCUUCUUGUACAAAAGAAGAAUUGCGUCAAAUCAAAUAGCUCAGUCGUCCUUCACAAUAUUAAUCGGCCUUCGUGCCUCUGA
This is a messenger RNA of Protopolystoma xenopodis, 378 nucleotides long. The record is from the annotation of a GenBank genome assembly. Lineage: Eukaryota; Metazoa; Platyhelminthes; Monogenea; Polystomatidea; Polystomatidae.